This is a messenger RNA of Terrapene triunguis (Three-toed box turtle), 3075 nucleotides long. RefSeq names its product espin (gene ESPN). Gene Ontology annotation, cellular component: cytoplasm. The coding region runs from base 84 to 2159 and encodes 691 amino acids. Gene Ontology annotation, molecular function: actin filament binding. Gene Ontology annotation, biological process: actin filament bundle assembly. The record is from RefSeq and is a predicted model, not a curated record. The transcript is spliced from 14 exons. NCBI's taxonomy places the organism in Eukaryota, Metazoa, Chordata, Testudines, Emydidae.
GUGCCACUAUCCUGCAUCUCGCAGCCCGCUUUGGUCACCACGAAGUAAUAGACUGGCUACUGCGAUUUGGAGCCAGCGACCCGAUGUUAGCCACGGACACAGGAGCGUUACCUGUUCACUAUGCUGCAGCCAAAGGAGAUUUCCCUUCAUUGCGACUUCUCUUAGGGCACUGUCCAAACAGUGUUAGUGCCCAGACCAAGAAUGGUGCCACUCCCCUCUACCUAGCCUGCCAGGAAGGCCACCUGGAAAUCAUACAGUACUUGGUGAAGGACUGCGGAGCAGAUCCCCACGUGCGCGCCAAUGACGGUAUGACCCCGCUCCACGCGGCUGCUCAGAUGGGCCACAACACCGUCAUCGUCUGGCUGAUGAGCUUCACCAGCAUCAGCCUGUCGGAGCAGGAUGACGACGGCGCGACGGCCAUGCACUUUGCUGCCAGCCGCGGCCACGCCAAAGUGCUGAGCUGGCUGCUCCUGCACGGGGGAGAGAUCACCACCGACCGGUGGGGGGGGACGCCGCUGCACGAUGCUGCUGAGAACGGAGAGCUGGAGUGCUGUCAAAUCCUCGUGGUGAAUGGUGUCAACUUGGGGCUCCGUGACCAGGAUGGCUACACAGCCGCUGACCUCGCUGAUUACAACGGGCAUAGCCACUGCGCCAAGUACCUCCGCACCGUCGAGAACAUGAGCGUGGAGCACAGAGUCCUGUCCCGAGACCCCUCGGCCGACCUGGAGUUCAAACAGCCCGAUUCCGGCAUGUCUUCCCCCAACACGACCAUGUCUGCGCAGCAGGCGCACUUCGACCUCGGGUCGCCCACCAGCACCCUCUCCAACUACGAUUCCUGCAACUCGAGCCAAUCAAGCACUGGGGAGAAGAGGAGCAGCCAGCCGGGGGGGGGACCCGAGACGACAAUCACGGACAUGCAGACGUACAUGGACAUGCUCAACCCCGAGAUCCGGCCGAGCGAUGGCAAAAGGGAGGGCGAGGCGCCCCUGCCACCUCCCCCUAGCUUCCCCCCUCCUCCUCCACCCCCCAACUCCAAGCUUCCCCCGCCUCCUCCCGGCUACCCAGCGCCAGAGCCCCCCGAGGCCCAGCACACGGCGGAGAUGUAUGUGCAAGCGAAAAACAACCUGCGCCACGUGGAGAGCGAGGUGCUGAAAAAAGAGUUAUCGUCACACGACAGCAGCCUGGAAGGCCUCCGGCGGGUCGACUCCAGCAGGAAAUCUAGGAACUUCAGCAAGCAGCCCAGCACCGGGGAUUACUACAAACACCUCGACAACAGUGCGGGGGAGCAGCCUGGCAGCUGGAAGAUGGCGCACAGCGAGGAGGCGUCUCUUCUUUCCAACGACAACGUGCACAAUGGGAGUGCGGCUGAGAACAAGCCCUCUGGGGAGAUGACGCCCCCGCCCCCUCCCCCUCCGCUUCCUGAGAACAUCUGUCCUCCACCCCCACCCCCUCCACUGCCAACGGAGACUCAGGUGCCCUCUUUCAGCCAGCGCCGCUCGUCCUCUUCCACUGGAAGUUGCAAGUCGUUCAAUAUGAUGUCCCCAACCGGUGACAACUCCGAGCUGCUGGCAGAGAUCAAGGCUGGGAAGAGCCUCAAGCCGACUCCGCAGAGCAAAGGCCUCACCACUGUCUUCUCAGGCAGCGGCCAGCCAGCGUGGCCCCCCGAGGCAGGGCUGCUGACGCUGACCCCACCAACCACGCCCGAUGCAGCCUCCGUCCCCAGGGCUGCCAGCUCCCCUGAGCCAGUCGUCAACGGCAACUCGCCGCUCAUGGCCUCGGUGCAGCCCAGCCAGCUGGACAUCGAGGCCCUGAUCCCCACCCACGACGAGCAGGGGCGGCCCAUCCCCGAGUGGAAGAGGCAGGUGAUGGUGCGGAAGCUGCAGAUGAAGAUUCAGGAAGAGGAAGAGCAAAAGCGCAAGGAGAAGGAAGAAGAAGCUCGCUUGGCCACCAUGCCAGCCUGGAGGCGAGAGAUCCUGCGGAAGAAGAUGGAAGAGGAAAGAGAGCAAAAACGAAAAGAGCAAGAAAAAUUGAAGCGCGAAGAGGAGGCGAAGGAGAAAGCGCAGUCAGAAAAGCUAAGGACUCUUGGGUACGAUGAAACAAAACUAGCCCCCUGGCAAAGGCAAAUUAUUCUCAAGAAAGGGGAUAUAGCAAAGCAUUAGGCGCUCCAUAUUCCCGCUCUCCUCUUGGGAAUGUAAGAACUUUCUUCCUUAACGUGAGCUGUUCAGUAGGUCAAGGAGGGGCAGCUGCUCUUUCCCACUGCAGACACUACCAGCUGAAAAGUCAUUUACUACUGAAUGGCCUAGCUAGUGUCCAUCCCUCUAAUGAAACAAAUGCAACGCGUGUAACCACUAACAUCACAGAGAACGCUGUCCCUGUCUAGCAACGCCCCGGUGGUCCGCAUCCAUAAACAACUUAGCUUGAAAGAGUUUUAGGGCAUGGGAAAGGUUUUCAAAAGUGGAACUCACAAGUGAAACUAAGUCAGUGAGUAGCGGUGUAUGGGAUCAAAAGAAACUCCUCCGUGACUGUAAAUAUGGUCGACUCUGUAGACGGUUCUGUUCCACAUAAAACCUUCCCUCCACCUUAAUACUGAACAGCAUUCCUUUAAGUGUCUCCUUGCCCAGCCUUUCCACUCCCUGUCAGUCAUUUGUUUACCAUAAACUAUACUUUUACCAGGAAUAGUGGAGAUCCUACAAGGCUAUGCAGACAAGCUGAAUGUGGGUUUAUGAAUGUUGUGUAUAUAGAGAGUCAGUUGCUACUAGUAUCUGUUCCGUUGGUGCCCUGUAGAUGCUGGCAUAUAGACCAUGCUUGGGUGUCAUUUUCAUUUUGCAAAAUGGACAUUUUAAAAGAAAAUUUAUGGUUAAAAACAGUUCUGUGCCCCUGUCGGGCUGAUGCGAGCCGUUUCUUCAGCUGCCAUAUUACGUCUAGCCCCUGCUCCUGCAUUGGCACCAUUGCCAGUAGAGCAGGGGGGGGUCGUUCUGUUUUCUAUACGUUUUUGUCACGUGUUUCCUGGAGCUUCUAGAGGGAGAUUUUCAGCUUGUUUCUGACCUAGAACUUCUAUGUCUUCACCAAUAAAAC